AUGGCCACCGCGAUCUCCAAGCCUGCCUCUCACCCACCCAAAAUGAAGCGCCCUCCCCCGCCGUUCGUUCAGACGGGAAUCAAUGGAAUCAAGUCGUCUCCCUCCGCUGGCUCGCCGCCGAGCACGUCGAAACGCCUGCCGGGGGCUGGGAACCCCCCGUCGGCGACGACUCCGGUCAACGGGUCCCUACUUUCUGAGGGCGCGAACGGUGUGAUGGGUCUGUCCGCCAUGUCUGUCAACAACACGCCGCUUGGCCGGAUGAAAUCGGGGAUCCAGAAGUCCGGCGAAGUCUCCGGACGACAGCACCAGCGCCAGAACUCGAGGACCACCGUCUCGUCCGAUCUUCAGGAUUUCCGCAUAGCAAAGAAGCACCCGGAACCAUAUGGUGAGGCCUUGGUGAAAACAACCGCCUACAUCCUGAAGAAGUUUGCCAAAUCUCCCCCCUCGCUUAUUGUUCAUCUUCACCCGACGCAUUUUCGCUUCGAGCAGCAAGACGGGAGUUUCCCGUACAACUCGGAGAUGAAGGUCAUCAUCGAACAUAUCCGUGCGGGAACGGUUCCCCAUGAUAUGAUAGAGGAGCUCCUGCGUGCAGGCGUUCGGUUCUAUGAAGGCUGCCUGAUUGUCCGCGUAGUUGAUCACAAGUCUGUUUCAGCCAAGGCAAAGAAGUCGUCGGCCCGAUUGUCGGAUGAGAAAACCGAGCCAUUCUCAAUACACAACUACAACCAGCAUGUCACUCCGUCGGCGUACGUGCCGUACCCGAAACAGAACUCAUUAAUGUCGGAAACCUCGCCCUCGAAGUCUUCAACGGCAAAUCAAUCCGAUGUCCAAAUUAAGGGAGAUGCUACUGUUGAUGAUUCGACUGGUGCCCGAGACUCCGGAGCUGUGACUUCGGCGUCGGCGUUAUCUAAGGAUACCACACCCAAGCCUCGAGUUUUCACGACAGUCCUUCAUCCCACCCCACGUUCCAUCCAAGCAGAAUUGACUCUGCUCGCCACCACUCCGGACCCGAGAGCUGUCAACAAGAGACCGCCCGUUUCUCAAGCUGGAGCUCGCACACCUUCGACUGUCGUGCCGCCGUCGCCCGCCGCGUCGACGGAGUUCCCCGACCGACCGGCCAAGAGGCAAAAGAUGCUAGUAGAGCCACAUGAACUUCUCGAGUGUGAAGCCAAAAUCACGCAAGCAAUGGCACCGCCUUUGUUCCUGAACCCGGUCAAUAGCCUGGACGCUGCUCAGGAUCUGUUGAAGUAUCUCGAAAGCCCACUACACAGGGACCCGCCACCGUCGCCCAAGAGACGGAAGCGUACGGUGGCCGAACUUGCAGCCGACGAGGCUCUGGCCGCCGAGGAAGAAAGAUUCAUGCUUAUCAUGGACGAACGGCUGGAACCCACCGUGUCUGGGGCCGCAGGUGCGGCCAAGGCUGCUGGUGUCGAUGAGACUGCUGGCGUUGCGCCGUUCGAGCCCCGGUUCUCCCGCUUCAAGACGCUGGAGAACAUUCGCAUCCAACACGAGGAGAAGGCCAAACGAGAGCACGAGAUCAAAGUCAAGCAGGAAAUGGCAAAGAGACAGCAGCAAGACCAAGAACGACAACGCCGUGCCCUGGAGCAGCGCCAGAACGAAGAGAAGGAGGAAGCCCGACGGGCACAGCUCGCGGCCGCUCAAGCCCAGGCUCACCUUACCGCCGUUUCGCAGCAGCCCGUCCGGCAUUCCGUCAUGGCCCCUGCAAACGGGAUGGCCCAGGCGCAGCAGUCUUCCCCCGUCGUUCGCAACCAGACUCCACUCAACGCCUCGUCUCCGCUGGUCGGCAGUGGCGCUGUGUCGCAGGCUGGUGUCCCCAUGGGUAUGACGGCGUCUGCCCAAGGAGCCGGUAGCCCGCCCCGACCACCAUCCGCUCUACAGCACGCCCACCCGAAUGUGAUGAGUCAUGCAAUGGCACCCUCUCGAAGCCAGCAAAGCCGCCAUGGAACCCCGCAGAUGGGCCAGGGAACCCCGGCCGUGUCUCAUGCGACACCCGUCAUGCGCAACGCUACACCGACCCAGCGGAUGGGCCACGGCAGUCCGAACCACACCGCCAUGGCUCAGACACCUGUGAUGGGUCACGCCAUGAUGGGUACCCCCCAGAUGGGCAAUGGAACCGGCCUCACCCCUCAACAACAGCAAAUCCUGAUGCAGCACAGGCAGCAGCAGCUUUUGGCGCAGCAGAGUCAUAUCCAGUUCACACCCCAACAGAUGGCCCACAUUCAAGCCAGUGUGCACGCGCAACAGAACAUUCAACAACAACAGAUGCUCCAGGCUCAACAGCAACACCAACAACAACAGCAGCAGCAGCAGCAGCAGCACCAACAGCAACAGCACCAACAACACCAGCAGCCGCAACAACAACAACAACCGCAACAACAACAGCAACAGCAGCCGCAGCAGCAGCAGGGGCACCCGCAACAAGUGCCCACUCAUCAAUCAUACCAAGCUCAUCUGAUGCGUGCUCAACUGGCGCAACUGCAGAUGGUGCAAAAGCAGCAGCAACAACAGCAGCAGCAAAGCCAACAGCAGCAGCAGCAGCAGCAGCAGCAACAACAACAACAACAACAAAACCAACAGCAGCAACAACCGUCGCAAAGCCAGCCGAUGCAAAACCUCCAGGGCAGCCCCCAGAUGACAGCCCAGCAGCAGCAACAACAGCAAAUGUUGCUGGCUGCCGCCCAGGCGAAUGGCGGGCACCUCCCGCAGAACAUGCCCAACAUGAGUCUGACGCAGCGAUACCAGCAGCUCUACCAGCAACGUCUGCUGCGGUCGCGGCAGGAGUUCGCCCAGCGGUUCAUGGCCCAGUACGGCCCGCCGAACCAGUAUCCUCCCCAGAUCGCACAGCAGUACGGGCCGGGAUUGGACAAGAGCGCCAAGGCCUGGGUGACGGAUAUCAUGCGGCGAGAACGUGAGGCCGCCCAACAGCAGCGGGCGAACCAGGUCGCUGCUGUCCAGGCGCAAGUUAUCCAACAGCAGCAACAGAAUAUGAUGCACAACGGGAUGGGUAAUUGAGGGUACACCCGAAUUUCACUGGCGAGGGCUUUCCAUUCUCUUCUCUUCUUUUCUUCUUUUCUUCUUUUCUACAUAUUAUUGAUCAUUGACUUAUGUACUAUCGGCACGGCUUACGCUAUUCUUAGGGUCGGUUCAGGAACGGACAGGAGCAGGAACAGACUUGAUACCAAUUUUGUACAGGAGUUUUUACUUGAUUUAAUAUGAGUUAUCGGUAUAUUAGUUCCCCCAUAGUAAAGGCCACAAUGUGU
Molecule: messenger RNA, 3278 nt
Organism: Penicilliopsis zonata CBS 506.65
Lineage: Eukaryota; Fungi; Ascomycota; Eurotiomycetes; Eurotiales; Aspergillaceae
Exons: 3
Coding region: 1-3030 (1009 amino acids)
Biological process (GO): regulation of transcription by RNA polymerase II
Cellular component (GO): SAGA complex
Molecular function (GO): transcription coregulator activity
Source: RefSeq, a predicted model, not a curated record